Cheilinus undulatus (humphead wrasse) is the source of this 888-nucleotide messenger RNA. It is a transcript of the gene kctd14, whose product is annotated as potassium channel tetramerization domain containing 14. The record is from RefSeq and is a predicted model, not a curated record. Lineage: Eukaryota; Metazoa; Chordata; Actinopteri; Labriformes; Labridae. Bases 88 to 807 code for a protein of 239 amino acids. Gene Ontology annotation, biological process: protein homooligomerization. Gene Ontology annotation, molecular function: protein binding. The transcript has 4 exons.
CGGGUUAGGCCACGCCCCUUGACUCCUACCUGCAGAGUAGUGUGGUAAAAUCUCCCCACUCCCACCUGGACAAACACUGACGUUAAGAUGAGUCUACCAGACUUCAAAUCUCCUCAGAAACAGCCCGCAGUCUCGAGCUCUGCAGUUUUGCAGUUGAACGUUGGAGGUCACAUGUUCGUCACGUCUCUGGGCACGCUCAGGAAACACCCUGACUCCAAGCUGGCUGAGCUGUUCAGCGGACAGCCCAAACUACGCACAGACUCACAGGGACGCUACUUCAUCGACCGCAAUGGAUCACACUUUGGAGCCAUCCUGGAGUUCCUGAGAUCAGACUGGCUGCCCACGGAGAACAUCCAGGAGGUUCACAGGGAGGCAGUAUACUACAACAUCAAACCUCUGAUCAAACGUCUGGAGGAAACUCCUCAGUUGUUUGGAGAGCUGGUGGCCAGGCAGCAGUUCCUCUCCAGAGUCCCUCAUUAUAAAGAAAACAUCGAGGUUUUGAUUCGCAUCGCCAGAGCCGAGGCCAUAGCUGCUCGUCAGUCCACCAUCAUGAUCUGUGUGCUGCGGACAGAGGAGGAUUUUGGUCUCUAUGACAGCGCCAUCAACAGCCUGGAGGCGGAUAGGGAGUCAGUGGUGACGUUUGGACCGUGGAAGGCCGUCCCGUCUGUUAAAGACCUGCUGGACUGUGUAAAGAUGGACAUUGAGAGUCAGGGCUACAGCGUUAGCAUCCAACCUCACAUCAUGGAGAAGGGCUUCAUGUCCAAGAGCUACGACUUCUUCUACAGAGUGACGUUCACCUGGUGGUGAUGAGAAGAAUCUUUUCUGUUGUCAAUCAGCAGAAAUCUGUACAUACUGUUACCACAUUUUAAUUAAAGUUGUUGAAUAGUU